Misgurnus anguillicaudatus (oriental weatherfish) is the source of this 9075-nucleotide messenger RNA. The record is from RefSeq and is a predicted model, not a curated record. NCBI's taxonomy places the organism in Eukaryota, Metazoa, Chordata, Actinopteri, Cypriniformes, Cobitidae.
UCUCUCCCAGUAAUGUCCCACCCUUCACCCGAGCUCUGUUGCUCUCAGUCACUGUAGCUCACCCGUACGAUCGGUGCUUUACCGAGAAACAUUCGACCGGAUCUGGGCGGGACCGAAUCGACUCGAGUGCGCUUCAUUACUCACCAAACCUCCAUGAUCCACACCUGGACGAGCGCUUGACAGGUCAGUAAGUUAAAGAGAGGAUAUUAUGAAGACAGAGACGGGCCUUGAGGCGGAGGUGCCAUCACAACACAAAGGGGCAACAGUCAACAUGCAAGAGUCAGCAUCAGAUGGCAAAAUGGCCAAACAGGAAAACAAGGCUCAUGAUGAUCACAAAGACACAGAAGACACAUCAGAAAGGACGACGCCGGGAAAGAGCCCCAGAUCUCCUCAGAAAGGCUCCAAACGCUCUAAAACGUUUCCCUUCAAAGUCACUCUUCUGGACAGUUCUGAUUAUGAAGACAACAUUGAGAAACUGUGUAAAGGUCAACUUCUCCUGGACAUGGUGUGUGAACAUCUAAAGCUGUUGGAGAAGGACUACUUCGGCUUGACCUUCAGUGAUUCUGACAGCCAAAAGAACUGGUUGGACCCAUCCAAGGAAAUCAAAAAACAGAUGAGAACUUCUCCGUGGCAUUUUACUUUUGCUGUCAAGUUUUAUCCACCGGACCCCUCCCAGCUCAUAGAAGACAUUACCAGGUAUUAUCUGUGUCUGCAGCUGCGGAAUGACAUUAUCUCCGGCCGCCUGCCCUGUUCUUUUGUUACGCAUGCUCUGUUGGGCUCUUACACCAUACAGGCGGAGCUGGGAGAUUACGAUCAGGAUGACCACGGCUCGGACUACGUCAGUGAUUUUCGUUUCGCCCCGAAUCAGACCCGCGAGCUAGAAGAGAGAGUGAUGGAGUUACACAAAACAUACAGGGGAAUGACGCCUGCAGAAGCCGAAAUUAACUUCCUGGAAAAUGCAAAGAAGCUCUCAAUGUACGGGGUUGACCUGCAUCAUGCUAAGGAUUCAGAAGGGAUUGAAAUCAUGCUGGGAGUGUGCGCCAAUGGUCUAUUGAUUUAUCGUGACAGGCUGAGGAUCAACCGCUUCGCCUGGCCAAAGAUUCUCAAGAUUUCUUACAAAAGGAGCAAUUUCUACAUCAAGAUCCGCCCUGGAGAGUACGAGCAGUUUGAGAGCACCAUUGGCUUCAAGCUUCCUAACCACAGAGCUGCCAAGAAACUAUGGAAGGUCUGCAUCGAACACCACACCUUUUUCAGACUAGUAUCUCCCGAGCCACCACCAAAGGGCUUUCUGGUGAUGGGUUCAAAGUUCAGAUACAGUGGAAGAACACAGGCCCAGACACGACAGGCCAGCGCUCUGAUCGACCGACCUGCUCCACACUUUGAACGGUCCACCAGCAAGAGAUACCUGCUUUCUCGCAGCCUAGAUGGAGAGUUCUCCCGACCGGUGUCAACACUGGGUGAGAUCCAUGAUGGCCUGUCCCAGAAAAGCGAGAGCGACCAGCCUCACUGUCUGUCUGCAGAUGAAGGUGAACCUGAUCUCAGUCUGGACCAAGACCAAGAUCAAGACCAAGAUCAGAGCAGAAGUGAAGAGAUGGUCAUGACUCCAACCAGGAAAAAAGACAUCAAGGAGGAUGCAAGUCUGGCUCUUGAUAAACAGGAGCAGGAGUUAACCCCUCUACACAAGCAGGAGUUUCUAAACAAGUCGGAAGAUGUUCUCCUGAAGCACCAGGCCAGCAUCAAUGAGUUGAAGAGGGCACUGAGGGAACCCAGCAGUAAACUGAUGAACCGGGAAAAACGCCUGUCUUCGACGUCCCCCGGCGAAACUCCAGAGAAGAAGGCAGUCUUGGCCACCUGUCAGGAGGCUGAACCUGUCAACAGCCUCUCUGUGGAGGGCUUCAUACAGAAGACUUUAGUGACUUCACCUGAGGGCUCUGAGGAAUGGGUGUUGAUCGAAAAACCAGAUGCAUCUCACCCGGACUUUGCGAUGGAGGAGAAAGAACGUAACAAAUCGAAUGCGUCUUCCCCUCACCUGGUCGUUGAAUUCCUUCCGAAAAAGAAAAGGGAGGCAGAAAAGCAAUGGGAAAUUCCCAAGAUGAAGCACACUGAGCUGAUGGGAGAGGAUGGUGAAGAAAUGCAAUUGCAGAUGGAGACUUUUGCAUGCUCAAAUGUGUCACAAAAGUCAACAGAAUCAAACAAAAGGAGAGAAGCCGAUAAAUCAGAGCCUUCUUCUGCGGCCGAAUCAAGAUCUAACACUGAGAAGACCUCAGAUCCUGAUGUUAGGGAGGAACAUGCUCCACGUAUAGUCAGAAGAGAGAAAAGACCCCAGAGCUUAAACCUGGGGAUGUCCAGGGACUUUGUGUACGAGUCUGAAGCCAAAAGUUCAAACAUCACACAAGAUAGUGUAGAAUCAGAUGAGGAUAAUAAUACUGAACUUAUUGAGGAUGCUGUGGUCUGUCCUCCAAAAGAUUUCACCUCAACAACAGACGUGUGGUCACCGUCCAUGACUAAAAAACUAAAUCACCCAGCCGAUUCUGGAGCACCGCUUGAAGAACGGGAAUUUGACAAAGUCAUGGAAAAAGACCUGCAGAUCUCCAGUCAAGGAGCAGCAAGAUCUGAUGAUGCAAAAAAGUUUGUAGAAGGCCAAGAAAAGACAUCCAUCGAAAUAAAGAUAAUGAACACUGAAGACAAACAAGAAAACCAAGAUUCGGUUAAUGGUCCUGGUAACGAUGAGCUAAAAAUAGUCAAGACUGAUGUCAGAUUUGAGGUUAUGAAAGUCAUCAUGAUUGACAACAGCAAUAACAAUGAAGAGCCUGAAAAUGUGGAUGAGCAAAGAAUGGAAGAGUUGGGUCUUGAGAGAAAAAUAAGCAAUAUUGAACUGGAUAAAACCAAGGUGAUCCAAACAGCCAAGGAUUUGAGAAAGACCGGCACGAGAUUAACAGGACAUGCGAGAACUGAUAUUACCAGAAUUGUUCCAUUGAAACCUGAGAGAGCGAAGAGUCAAGGUUACAAAGAUGAUAUAGAUAUUGGGCAAGAUUCUGAAUUGAUGACAAGAAGCUUUAAAAGAUACAGUAUGAACGAAUCUUUUGAGAGACACUUUGACACCAGUAAGUUUGAAAGCAGGUUUUCAAGCACUUCCAGUUCAAAUUUGACCAUUAGUCCGGAGAAUGUCAAAGCAAGUCAUCGGGAAUCCUCAUUAGCUACGGUAGACCACAAUGGUUCAGGCAGCUCAGAGCAAAAAACACUAAGUGAUAUUACAGGUUCAUCACAAGAAGAAGUGAUGCAGGAUGAGGAAACUACAAAACACACCAGCCGAGUGGUCCAUGGAGAGCUUCUGCUGCCCAUUGAGGGAGUAUCUGAUGUCCAACCCAGGACUCCAGUCCACCAAAAAAAUGCCCCUCCAACUCCUCCAGUUAAAACAAAGAAAGCAAGGGAAUCCGUUCUCAUUCUACGCAACAGCCGCAACUUCGGCAAAGAUCUGGUUUUCGAAGACAAGAUGAGUCCUCCGGAGUCUCUGUCUGCUACUUCUACUCAUGAGGACACACAGGAUGAUGUUAAGCAGCGGCCAGCCUCGACUUUGGAGGACGACGGUAGUCGUGAGCUAGCUGGGCUGAAGGACACCCUGCUAGCCAUCGAAAGGAAAUGUUCGAGCAUGACUGUCAGUUCAGCUUCAAGUCUGGAAGCUGAGGUGGAUUUCACUACGGUCAUGGACUUACACAGCGAAAUGGAGGAGUUUUCUAGAGGCAUGGCUGAGCUGGGUGAGAAGGACCAGCAGGUGGAUAUGGGAGGGGAAGGUUUUGAGGAGAUCCCUGGGAUCCGCCACAUGGAUUGGAGAGAUGCGUCACCCGGGAGAGAAAGAUUAAUUGAAGGUCGUACUCAUCAGGAUUUAGAGCCUCCCCCCAUUGCUAAGAAAGACCCCAGUGCUGUGAGUGCCGCCCAGAAGUUGAGAAGAGGAGAAGUGCUACCAAAUUCCAACGGUUCAGAGGUUCAUCACGCUGUUGAACACGACUCUGAUCAUCCCCCUCCAGAAGAAAAUAUUACUAGCGUUAACUGCAAGCAGACCAAAGCCUCUAGUACUGACAUCACUCAACCACAGAAGGUGGACUCGAAACAGGAAGAGGGACGAGUUAAAGAAACAAAAGAGAACGGCUCCCCUGUAAGGGUAAACAGUCUGGGAAGAGACUUUGUUGCGUCACCUCUCACCGUAACCACAGAAAAUGUUACAUCAGCCACCACGACUCAAGUGACCAAGACAGUGAAAGGAGGAUACGCAGAAACCAGGAUUGAGAAAAGAAUAAUUAUAACAGGCGAUGAAGAUGUUGAUCAACAUCAGGCACUUGCCAUGGCAAUACAAGAAGCCAAACAGCAGCACCCCGACAUGCUGGUGACUAAGGCAGUAGUGGUCAGAGAAACAGACACAUCCUUUCAAGACAAACAACGGAGAUCUGAGUCUUGAUCACUAGAGGGUGCUGUUGGCAACAGUGACAGAAGAUCUGCUUUGGAUGUCUAACUGAGAGAUGACGACUCAUGACUCACACUACUGAACACCGUACCCAAAACAAACCACCAGCCCUUUCUAAUCGCUGUCUCGUCUCAUCCCGACCCCCUGUUAAGUUUAACCUGUGUCUCAUCAUCUGAUGUCAAUACAAUGUACAGUACCGUUCAAAGUAUUUUCCUUCCACUAUAUAAACAGUAGCCACCUGAGUCAUCUGCAGUCCUUAUGAGAUUUUAACACUGAAUUGUAUAAAUGUCAAUAGUUUAUCAUGAAAUUUAGAGCGGAUUUGAAAAAGAAAUCCUGAAAGUGUUGGAUACAUUUCUUCAUGCUAUCAUGUAUGCAUAUCAGACUUUAUUCCAGAGGUUUUUCUUGAGUUUACAGCAUUUUCGGGCUCCUUGUCAACUUCUCCGUUAUUCACAGCGUGGACUACAUGUUUCUCAGUUCAAAACAAACAUCGUCCCGGGAAUUCGGUCUUCCAUUUUGGAUCCAUGCAUGACUUUUGAGAAUUCACUGGAGAAGUGUGAGAAAGAACAAACUGCCCUGGAAAACAUGACCAUGGGUCAGCCUCUAUAACUCUCACUAAUAUACUCGAUUGCUGUUUUCUAGCUUUGUAAAGAUUUUUCAAUAAUAGUUGAUCAAGUGUUUGCUUGUUAAUUACGAAUAUUUAUCAAUUCGUUUAUCAUAUGCGCAUGCAUGAAACGCAUAGCAGAUUUGCAGAUGGUGGAUGCAGACACAUGUCAAACCACACUAGAUACCUGACCAGUUGUACAACAGAUGCUGUAGUUUUAUACCCCGCAUGUCAAAACAGCUGAAGGGACAGAGGGGAAUUUCACAUAAUAAGCAACAGAUAUAGUUAUGUGGUGUUUAUCAUCUUUAAUUUCCUUGCAACAUUUUGGGUUGCAGGUAACGUCAGCUGUUAAUAAAUCCCUUUCCUUUAUGUCUCAGAGUUUUAGUGGGUCAAACCAAUCUCCCUUUUUUAACCCGACACUCCAAAACCUAGUGAGCUGCCUAUCUAGUGAGCAUUUUAAAGCAUCAUACAGUAUGAGUGCUCCCAUAGUAAAGGCUGUUUCGAAGGGUAGAUGACAAAAUGUAUCCUUCUUUGGCCAACAUUGUUUCACAUUGAAGGCAAUCCCAUAAUGCAUUGUGACUAAGCAAAGGAUGGCAUGUGUUCAAUAUAGAACGAUUCAAAUUGUGCGUAGCAAUCCACUGAUAUAUCAGCCAACUUGCUGCUUCUCCAUUCUUUGAACUCCGCUCGUCAAUUAAGAGAAAACACUUCCCUGCCAAUGAUAAGUUUUUCCAGCAAUCCUUAUUUCCGCUAUUAUUCAACUUAUAAAAACCGGAAGUAUUCCCUUAGGGAAAACAGUUCAAACUCUGUGUAUGUUUUGAUCAUCGCUGAAUCUGAUCUCUAUCAAAAGUCCUUCACAAAAUGCAAUAAUCAUCUCAGCUUUUUACUCAAAAUGUGGUAUUUUUGAAGAAACCUACCCAUAUCUGAGAGGUGAUAAAAAGAGAACAAAUGAAGAUAUGACGAAAGUUUUUUGUUUAAAAGCAGAGGGUCUGUUCUUUCAUUUGAUAUAUUGUAUGUUAAUAUAUUUAAUGAGAACAUUUUGUGAAAGACAUUCAACUUUUUUGAAAAUCAUAAAAAAUGCUGCCGCUGGCUGGCAACUUUGUUUUAAAAACGCUGGCGGGGAAAGAGUUAAGGAUAAAAUGUGCCCUUAGAAAUCAGAUGCCUAUGUAGACAGCGAGGGUUGCUCACUAGGUUUUGUUGGAGUUACUGAAGUGUUGCUUGAUGGGUAAUAUUAGAAUUUUAAUAGAGAUUUUAUUGAAAUGUUUAUGAAGUAAGGAUGUUUUGUUUUUUGUUCUUUUUAAGUUAUGCUCUAUGACUUUGAUAUAUUGAUAUAUUUAUAUGAUUGCUGAAUGUGAGCCCAUGGGUUUUCCGUCUCUAACGCAUCACAAUAUACAGCAGUGUCGAUUUCCUGAUCUACAUGAAUUUGAAAAACAACACAUAUAUUCUAUGCAUUCCUAGUACAGUAGCCUGAGGAAAAUACAACAAACAGAGGCAAUUUGGAAAACUGUGAGCUGUUCUUGUCAACAAAUCUGCAAUAAUGCUUAUGUUUAUUAAACUGUGAUCAAGCAUACUAUGUUCAUUUCACGGUUAUAUACACAAAUAUGUCACUGUUAACCACGGCUCUGUACGCACUUUAUGUGUCACUGCUGUCUCCUGAGGGAUGGAAGACCCUCGGGACGUCUGAUCUGCUGUUAUAAUGCAUCUGUGAAUCCAAUGAAGAUCUGUAUAUUUUUCCUGAUAAUGUACUGCAGGCAAAUGUUUUUGUUCAAAAGCAGGUCCAUGCUGUAAAAAGAAUUUCGUGGUGUUGCUGUUUCACUUUAAUUUUACUUAAUUUGACACAACUUGCACUUUCUGAAUUUGUUCAUUUCGACUUAAAAUCUUAAAGCCCCCCUAACCUAAAAAAAGAAACCAAUGUGCCAUUUAUACACACAAACAUCAAGAAUAAGAGUAUGGAUCUCAACAGUGGUGUCAAAAAAUAGUAAAAAAGUUAAUUUAUUCACACCGCAGUGCAUGCUGGGAAUCCAGGAUGUUAUUUGUAAUUUGUUUGUACCCAGCAUGCACUGCAGCAUGAAGCUGUACAUUUCUUUUUCACCAUUGUUGAGAUCCAUACACAUUCUUGAUGUUUGUGUGUAUAAAUGGCAUGUUGGUUUCUUUUUAUGUGCACAUUGUCUUAAAAUCUGUCAGAAUUAUAAACUGCUGAGAGUGCUGGAUCUCCUACUGUAGUAUUACAUUAUUAAAAGAAAAAAGAUGCUUUUGGUUGAUAAAACACUAAAUGCAUAAAUAAACUCACUAUAUAAUGAUCCUAAGCAUCAGAUAUUAUUCACCACUUUGUUUAUUACAUUAUUGACUGCUUUUUACCACAACAAACCAGUUUUAAACAAAAAGUUGUAGCAGUCAGAGGUUAAGCUAGCAAGCUCAGAGUCAAAAGUCCAACUAAAACAAUGGUAACUUAAAUUAAAACAACGCCAACAUCUAAACCUAAUAAGUGAAUAGUGUUUUCUACAACAAUAUUUUACAGGACUUUUAGAAAUAAUGUUUUAUAACACUCUAAAAAUUGCUGGGUUGUUUUUAACCCAGGGCUGGGUCACUAUUGGACAGAACACACUGCCGGGUUAAAAUGACCCAACUGCUGGGUUGUUUUAACCCAAUUGCUGGGUUAUUGUCAAUCAACCAUCUUGAAACAACCCAGCAGUUGGGUUAAAAUAAUUCUAUCCAAUAGUGACCCAGCCCUGCGUUAAAAACAACCCAGCAUUUUUUAGUGUGAAGAGUUUGAAAAUAAUAAAAUGUAACAUUCCUCUAACAUUCACAACCAACAAACGUUCUUAAAACAUUAACAAAACUGGACUAGAAUUACAAUUAAUUACCAGGUUUCCAAGUUGUUUGUUUUUUUAUUGGCUCAAGUUAUAAAAUAUAGAUUUUUUUGUAAAUGAAAACUAUUUUUUCUUGUGAGUGUGAGUGUGUGCGUGAGUGUGUGCGUGUGCGUGUGUGUGUGUGUGUGUGUGUGUGUGUGUGUAAAUGAGACAGUAAAACCUUAAGAUUUUAUAAAGAAAUCAACAAAUUCAGAAUUUGCAAGUUGUGUCAACUUAAGAAAAAUUUGAAAAGUUAAAACAGCAGCACCACAAAAUACUUUUUUAAAGUGUGGGCAGUCUUUUAGUUUUCAGUUUGUGCACUAAUUUGGGGAGAUACAUGCAAGAUAGAUUUAAAUGGUGUUAAAUGUGGAGGUAUUGAAAUCAAAUAAGUGUGGUAUCAUUUCUGCAUCACUAGCAUCAUCCUAGCAAGUUUCCCAAAUAUAUCACCCCCUUUACUACCUACUUUCAUUGGUUGUAUAAGUAACAUAUCAGUUCUCUGAAAAUCUGUAGAGCUUUCUUUGAGCUCUGAUUCAAGCAUUUGCCUGUUCAAGCACUGUUUAUAUAAUGUUCGUUUUGGGAAAGAAAGGUUACUAAUUUGGAGUAUUAAUGGGAGGUCUCUUGUAGUGCAGGUGAUUGUUUCUGUGCAAUACUCUUGAACACAAUCGAGGGCUGAUACUGUGAUGAAUAUGAGAGAAUUGUCGUAUAAAUAUUGGGUGCCUUAUUGUUUUACUCAAUGUCAUCUGAGGCAACAGACAAAAGUUGUUAUCUAGGAUCCACUGACAGAUCCGUGGAAACUCGCUUGGGAAGUUGUAGAGUUGAUCUUGCUGGUCAAUAAGAGUCUACGGUCUGUCAUAUGGAUGCUUGUAAACUAAAUUGAGUAUAUAUCUCUGUUAACUGGUGCAACUUACUGUAAACCUAUAGAGUUUGAUAUAUUACUAGCUUAUGAAGAGCAGACCACUGGAAAAAAUCAAGUGAAACCAGGUACAGUACCUGAUGCUCUGCGCAUGACAUGAAGCGUUGGAUUUAUCUUCCUAUACUGUCCAACUCCCUUCCAUUUACAUUUAUCCUUCAGAGUUUUAUAGCCACAUAGUGCUUAAUGGUGUGUGUUUAUUGUAUUUGCAUUCAACCUAAACAGAGUACAGAAUACAUCAAUAAACGUCUCAAUGCCA